UUUACGCAGCUGUCGCGUUGUUAUCGUUGUGCUGCUCUCACUGAACUUCGAACAUUUUUAAAUGUGGAACUCCAGUGUACUUACUGAAAGAAAAACUAAGCCUCCACUGCAUCUUACCAUAAGUGUUGACGGGAUCAGAGAGCACUGUUCUAAUUCAAGCUGGUGGUUGCAGUCUGGUAAUGGGUUUCUGGCAGCCGCUCACCAACCUUAGAGAUUAUGUAUCCCAGAAUCCUCCUGUUGUGACAUUUUUCCUGUGUCUGUUGACCCUGGCUGUCACGUUCGUCUGCCUCAGCUCUUACAGCUAUAAUCACAAUGUGCCUAACCCUGACACAACAAAGGACUGGAACCACCUGCUGUCCUCCUUAUCACAGUUUAAGCUCUGUGUGAAUUCAAAUGCAAGUUUACCUGAGCUUGUCUCACCCACGACCUCUCCUCUGAGGCUGAGAAAAAGAGACGUUUCAGUUCACCCCACAAACACUCCAUCUGUCACCACUUUACAUCUCAGGGUUCCUCUGGUUGUUACUCCAAUCUCAAACAGUGACUCUCUAAAAAACCUAGCUCUACACACUGCCUUGAACAGCAGUCAGCUUCGCCUUGAAGGCAAUGACAGUAUUAAUAUGACUCUUGAGAUUGUGUCUGGAAAUGACACCUACACCUGCCUGACUAUUAGUGCUCCAACUCAUCUCCUGCCCAUGAGCCUACUUCCAUCAAAGUGCCCUGCAUCUGAGAAAAACAUUUCACCCAUCCAUGUGGAAGCAACAAAACAGCUUCACACAGUUUCACAAACCUGCUACAGUCUACGCUCCGAGAAUGACCCUUCACUCAUGGUCAUGUUAACACCGGAGGAGCGGAGUGUGGCAGCGCGACAUCUGUUGGAAGUCAGUGUGUGUCUGCUCGGAGUGUGUGGGAUUCUCUGUUUAGCUGCUAGUAUGACACAUUCACUUGUACGCCGCCACUAUUGGAAUGGACUGGAUCUUCAAAAUGAGCUCUUGAUUGACAGCUGAAUGUUCUCCAUCCUGAAGAAAUCAGUUGUUGAAUGAAAGAGAAGAGUAUUGUGAAAUGCCAGGUUUAGAGGGGCACUGGAUAACAUUUUCUGAAGGGGCUUCUCCAAAGCCGGAGAAAGAAACCCUUGUGAUUAUCAUCAGAGUUAUUCCAACAGUGGUUUGGAGAAUUCAUAUUAUGUAGCCAUUUUAAAGCAUGGCUUAUUCAGGGAACUCAGAAAGGGUAUAUUUCAAUACAUGCAACAUCAGUUUGGCCAUUUAAAUGCAUAUUUAACAGUGUUUCCUCAUUUUUUGAAAGUGCAGAGCUCAAUCAGUACGGCAUCCUUGCUGUAAGAAACUCAAAUAUACAGCAUGAAGUCAAAAAACGUUAACAAAGGAGGAGUAAAUUAUGUAAUGGACCAUAGUGUAAUGGGAACAAUCCCUCAAGUGUAUAUGUCCACACUGUUCAUUGAUCACUGUCCAAUCUGCAGUCAAGCAUUUUUUGCAUUCCAUUGAACUGAUUUGUCUUUUUCGUUUCACAAAUUUCCUAGAAUUACUUUCAACCUGCAUUCAGGUGAGAAUGAUCUUCCUGUCUAAGGAAACAUUCAAAUACUUUGAAGUUAUACACUGUAUUCCUACCAGAACAUGACAAUGUUUUUUAAUGGAACCCAGGACCAGCAAUAGCUCAAAUUGAUGAACUGACUUUUUGGUUUCAUGCUUUUUCCUGAAGAUUUUAUUUUGGUAGGGAAAUAUUUUCUUCUUACCUAUUUGAAAAGUAUUGGUAUCAGUUCCAAGCACAGUAUUUAAAUAAACUUCCACAGACUUGGAAAAUGUCUUCAUUCUCUGAUAUUUUAUUCCAUGGAUGAUAAUGAUAAUAAUUGUUGUCUAUAUUAUAUUGUGUAAAACGUAUUAAAAAAAAACAAGAAUUUCAAUGUUGCCAUCAGUAAAAUGUAUGGAUAUGAGAUUUAUGGCACUAAAUGUGAUAUAGGAUAGGAUAGGAUAGGAUAGUACUUUAUUGAUCCCCAGAGGGGAAAUUCGGGCGUUACAGCAGCACAGACAAGAAAGCUCAAAAAUACACAUUAAACAGAAUAGAUAAGAUAAAUCAAAACAGGGGGUAUAUACAGUACAAAAUGAAUGAUGAAGUUAACUGGGGGGAAUUGAGAAUUGAGACAGUAUUUGCAGAGAAUGACAAGAUAAAGUGACAAGUGAUUAAAGUGACUUGGUAUGAUAAAUAGCAGCAAGUAAUGUAAACAGCAGAGAAGAUAUAGUGCAAUAUGAACAAUAUAGUGUAAUAUAAUGAAAUAUUAUAUAAUAUAGACUAGUAUAAUAAUAUAAUAAAAAUAUAUAGAAUGUACAGUAUAUAUGUAUAUAUAUAUUGCACAUUCUAUAUAUUAUAAUAAUACAAUGUUAGUAAUGAUAAUAUGAAGCAGGUCAUGUGGGUAGUGUUUCAUGGGGGUGAAGUUUAGUGUCAAGGACGGACUGUUAUUGUUGUCAUAGGAUAUAUAGUUAACAUGGUUGUAUUAUCAAAGUUCAACAUUACACAAUAAAAACAUUUUCUGCUGUAAAUCA
Labrus mixtus (cuckoo wrasse) is the source of this 2549-nucleotide messenger RNA. RefSeq lists its product as uncharacterized. Lineage: Eukaryota; Metazoa; Chordata; Actinopteri; Labriformes; Labridae. Bases 180 to 1004 code for a protein of 274 amino acids. The record is from RefSeq and is a predicted model, not a curated record. The transcript has 7 exons.